AUGUUUAUAAAUAAUAAUUCAUGGUUAGUCUUUCUUGGUUGUUUGGUAUUUUUCGCUGCAUUAAUUCUGACAUUUAACCGUGGUCGUUUUGGUCAAGAUAUAAUUUUUGAAGGAUUAAUGUCGUGUAUAUUAUUUUUUACUUGGUCUAUCGUUGCUAUGUAUCAGCAAAAUCGUGAAGCUGGUUAUUUAGCUAUCGCAGCAUUACAAUUUUUCUUUAAUUUUAUUAUUAGAAAAGAAAAAUGGACAGAAUCAUUUGGAUUUAAAAAUGACAAAUUCAUACCUAGUGGAACUUUAUCGUCGUUCUUCUUAAUAAUGAUCGGAAGUCUUUUACAUUUCACAAGAGUAAAUUUCUUGACUAUUCCAUUUACUCGACCAUUAUUAUUCAUCGGUACAUCUGUUUAUUUCAUCGGGCUUCUUAUUUUAUCGUCUCGACUCUAUUACAAAGUACAUCGAAAUCAAGAUCUAUUCUAUUUAUUACAAAUAAUUACAUUUCUUAGUGGAUUAGCAUCAACUUUGUUUGGUCCAAUGUUUGAUAUUUCUUUUCUUCUAGGGAUAGGUGGAACGAUGUUUGUUUUAUGGUUUUUAGUAAAAUAUCUCGAAAUUGCAAAUUGGGAAACGAUGUCAUCAGGAAUUACUAGUCUAUUUGGUCUUGGAAUAUUAUUAUAUGUAUUCGCUUAUUUUCUUGCAAGAUUUUUCUCAAUUUUCCAUCGUUAA
Molecule: messenger RNA, 714 nt
Organism: Rotaria sp. Silwood1
Lineage: Eukaryota; Metazoa; Rotifera; Eurotatoria; Philodinida; Philodinidae
Source: the annotation of a GenBank genome assembly